AUGGGUAAUAUGGCAACAGAGAUUGUUGCCUUCCUUCUCACCAUAUCCGGAUGGAUUCUGAUCUCCUCUACGCUCCCAACUGACUACUGGAAAGUGUCGUCAGUGGACGGGACAGUCAUCACCACAGCAACCUUUUGGUCCAAUCUCUGGAAGACGUGUGUUACGGAUUCAACCGGAGUCUCCAACUGCAAGGACUUUCCUUCUAUGCUUGCACUAGAUGCUUAUAUCCAGGUGUGUCGUGGACUGAUGAUCUCAGCGGUGUGUUUGGGAUUUUUUGGAGCUAUCCUGGCACUAGUGGGCAUGAAGUGUACUAAAAUAGGGGGAUCAGAGACCACCAAAGCCAGGAUCACCUGUAUGUGUGGACUACACUUUAUUCUCAGUGGAAUCUGCUCUAUGACCGCCUGCUCUCUCUAUGCACACCGGAUAACAUCAGAGUUCUUUGACCCCUUAUUUGUGAAACAGAAAUUUGAACUUGGGGCGGCGCUCUUCAUUGGCUGGGCAGGAUCUGUUCUCAGCAUUCUUGGAGGAUUUAUCUUUUGCUUUUCCAUGACAGAGGGAUUCAGCAUCAGGGAGUACUCCUACAACGGCACCACAUCCUUCAUAUCAACACAAACUAAGAUCACAAAGAUGGGCAGAAACCCUGAGACUCCUCAGAAACACCCUCCAGACCAGAGCUUCUCUGGCAGGCAGUUUGGCAGGAAUGCAUAUGUUUGACUUCAGCUUCUUCAGUAAAGUUGAAAAUAAUUACAAGUGAAGGCCAACAAGCACAAGGCUGCUUUUAUCAUUCGAGGCAUUGAGGAGACUGCACAGAGUCAGGUGAACCGAUGACAGAGAGGACAGCUGCGCUUCACUGACCAGAGGAACAUGCUGUCUGGAUUCGGAAAUUGAG
Messenger RNA from Sinocyclocheilus grahami, 889 nucleotides. Its product is annotated as claudin-10-like. The transcript has 6 exons. The record is from RefSeq and is a predicted model, not a curated record. Gene Ontology annotation, molecular function: structural molecule activity. NCBI's taxonomy places the organism in Eukaryota, Metazoa, Chordata, Actinopteri, Cypriniformes, Cyprinidae. The coding region runs from base 1 to 714 and encodes 237 amino acids. Gene Ontology annotation, cellular component: membrane; bicellular tight junction.